AAAACAAAGAACAGACCAGUCUAGCAGACUGUCCUGCCUUGGCUGUAAUAGUGAAAAAGUAUGGGCAAGAAGCACAAAAAACAUAAAUCAGAGAAACACACAUACGACGAAUACGGCGAGAGACCAUUGAAACUCGUUUUGAAGGUGGCGGGGAAUGAAGUGACUACGGGAGGUGGUAGCGUGGAAAACGUCUUCGAAGAGUCUGUGGAUUACACUACGCCGCAUAAAGAUAAAAAGAAGAAGAAGAAAAAGAAGGACGAUCGAGACAGAAGCAACCCCGGAUCACCCAUUGACGAUAAAAGGAGAAAGAUGACCAAAAAGAGGAAAGGACAAGACCCUGUGGGUGCUGAUUGGGAAGACAGCAGGGCUUCUAUGCGAUCUGACAUGUCCCAGGACAAACCCAUAUCCUCUUUGGCAAAGAUAGAAGAAAAGCCCCAAACUCCUUUACAGGAAGCCCUCAGCCAACUCAUCCGGCAGCUACAAAGGAAAGACCCCAAUGCCUUUUUCUGUUUCCCCGUGACUGAUCUCAUCGCCCCCGGCUACACCAUGGUCAUCCGCAGGCCCAUGGACUUCAGCACCAUGAAGGAGAAGGUCAAGAGGGAAUAUUACCAGUCGUUAGUAGAGUUGAAGGCUGAUUUCAAGCUGAUGUGUGAGAAUGCCAUGAACUACAACAAGCCUGACACCAUCUACUACAGGGCAGCCAAGAAGCUACUCCACUCGGGCCUCAAGAUUUUAAGUCCGGAAAGGCUUGAUAGCCUGAAGCAGAGCAUAGAGUUCAUGGCAGACUUGGACAGCAAUGGUGGUCGAGAGGCAGGGGAUGGGGAAGGAGGUUCGAGCCAGGACCAAAGCCGAGAUGGCUCCACACCCAUGGACACUGGAGACCCAGCCAGGUCCUCCGGCGGACUCAACAAAGCGGCUGCAAGGCAUGACAAAGAUUCCAAGGAUGAGGUGCAGAAAGCGGUCUCUCAGGCGGAGAAGGAUCUGCAGGAGAUCCGCAAGAUCAUCGAGGAGUCGGGACAUAAACUCUCCAACCGAGAGCUGCAGGUGGAGCUGGAGUUUGAGAGGAGAAAGCAGGAUGGAUCCACAUCCCUGGCUAUCCUAAAUCCGGUCGACCUGAGUGCUGGAGAUCCAGGCUUCUGCCCUGUUAAGCUUGGCAUGAUGUCGGGCCGGCUGCAGAGCGGCGUCAACACCCUCCAAGGGUUCAAGGAGGACAAGAGGAACAGGAUCUCACCAGUGGCCUACUUGAACUACGGGCCGUUCACCUCCUACGGUCCGGCCUACGACUCCACCUUCUCCAGCAUCUCCAAGGAGGAGUCGGACCUCCUCUACUCCUUCUAUGGAGAGGAAUCCAGCUCGCAGGGCUCUGACAGCAUGGCUGACUUCCUGUCCAGGUCGGAUGAACACAUGAGUCGUCUUGGCGACCGCAUGCUGGACGCUCUGACUAAUGGUCAGCACUCCAAGACUCUGAAGGAGGCAGAGGCGAACAAUCCAAGUCAAGAGGCACCAGGUGAUGGCACAGCAGCAGCAGCAGCAUCAGCAGAUGAUGAGGUGGUGGAGUCUGCCCCCCGUCCAGCCAGCUCCCAGGACUCCGUAGACACCCUCAAAGCCCUCGGCCUGGACUUCCUCAUCCCCAAACUGGACUCCAAAGAGGCACGUGAGUUCCAGGAGAAGUUGGAUGAGACGACGCAGCUCCUGAGUGACUUGCAGGAGGCCCAGAAGGAGCGCCUCAGCACCCCCCAGCCCCCCAACAUCAUCUGCCUCCUCGCCCCCACCACCAAGGAAGUGCAGCUGGCUGAGAAGGUGACUGGGAACCUGGCCCAUCUGACCAGCCAGGUGGCGCCGGGUGACGUGAGCAGCGUGUACGGCAUCAGGAAGGCCAUGGGCAUCUCGCUGCCCUGCGACCUGGACGAGGCCCUCGUCGACCUCACCACAGUGGGAGAAAUGCCUGAACCAAUGGAGAGCUUGCCCGCAGUAAGACGGGAUGAGGUACCUGUCAUCACUGUUUAGUAACCCCCGCAAGACAGGACGAGGUCCCAGUCAUCACCGUUUAGCAACCCCCCUCCCCUUCUAACAUGCGCCUGGCCUCCCUCAUCCUCGUCUCAUUGCCAAGAAUCUUCUCUUUGUACAGUUGGUACUGUUUUUUUGUGCGACAUGUUUGUAUCAAUAAAUCUCUUUUGCAGUA
Engraulis encrasicolus (European anchovy) is the source of this 2182-nucleotide messenger RNA. It is a transcript of the gene brd7, whose product is annotated as bromodomain containing 7. Bases 61 to 2007 code for a protein of 648 amino acids. Gene Ontology annotation, cellular component: nucleus. The record is from RefSeq and is a predicted model, not a curated record. Gene Ontology annotation, biological process: regulation of transcription by RNA polymerase II. Lineage: Eukaryota; Metazoa; Chordata; Actinopteri; Clupeiformes; Engraulidae. The transcript is spliced from 17 exons.